GCAACGACCAAAAACCUCCCUCUCUCUCCCCCGGGCGGCCCUCCCCGCGAGCCACUCGAAUUGACAGUCGGCAUCGAGAGAGGUGCACGAAGUCACCGGGCGAUGAAGGAGCUCGCGCCUGCAGAUGAUUGUCAAUACAAAACUGGGUGACGAAGAAGAAGCAGAGAGUGAGUGAGUGUCAGUCCACUUGUCGCCGCCCCGAGGACCAGGUCGGUCGCUUUUGAGAAGGGAAGAGGAAGAGGAUGCAGGCAGGAGGGAGGAAGAAGCCAUCGUCCUGCUCCUGCUCCUGCUCCUGCUCCUCCUCGUCCUGAGAGAUUGAGAGUGAGUGGCAGAGUCAGGUCGUUUCCGCGCUUGCUGCUGGAAGAAGAGGGAGACAAGACGAGAGGAGACUCAAUCAGAAUUGGAGUUUGUGUGCCCGCAGCUGGUUGGUUGGUGCGGCUCCACCGCUUGACUCACAUCUCUCUCUGCUCAGACUGUGUGCGUAUGUCUGCUCUCGUGAUUUCUCUGCACACGGUGCGCUGUAGUGGUGUGUGUUAGUCUAGUGGCUCACGGUGGGCACGGACGGUGUGAAGAUGGUGUCAAUCGCUCGACGGCAGCCGCAGCUCGUUCGACUGUGGCCGAUGAUGAUGCCCUCGUGGCACGGGGCCAGUUGCGACUAGCUUGCAGCCCUUCGGGGUGUCUGUCAGCUUUGGUCGGUGUAGUUUCUCGCAGAGGUGAUUGGAUUGAGGAGGGCAGCGGCAGCUAGUGGCGGAGCUCGCUCGGAGAUCAUUCCCUGCUUUUGCUUGAUUUUCGUAUUCUGUCCAUCUCAGUCACUCCACCCUCGUGAAUUUUGUUUCCCUGCGCUGAAUCGUCUUCCUCUGGUGUCGCACAAUCAAUCAAUCUGUCGAAUUUCCUGCCCUUCACGACGAGUGAAAUUCCUUCCUCGUCCUGUGAGAUACAGGGAGCUCCAAAUUGUCGAAGGGACCCGAAUCGACGAGAGGCGCCGGUGGUGCGAAUGAAUGACAAUGGAAUUCGGUGACAUGCGAUGGGACAUUCGAGCAUAGAGUCGCAAACACAUCUCGCUUAGUUCUCGCUGGGUUUAAGGUGGAUGGAGACAGUAGAGUUUUGCAGGCAUGCAGGCAGGUCCCCAAGCACUCGAGGGAUGACGGCGAGUAGACAGACGAAUGAAGCCACGCAGUAGCAUCAUUGAGGUGUCUAUGCAGGUGCAGGUGCAGGAGCAGGAGCAGAGGCGGAGGCUGGGAAAUACGUGACCAAUCAAUCCAGCAGUCAAUCUGUGGAGUAUCUCUCUACGGAACGUCAGGUCAGGAAGCAGCCAUGGACGAGCCUUUGUUAGGAGUAGCCGAUCAGAGCAGCAUGGACCAUGAGUAUGACCACGGAGCAGUAUCUCCCAUCAGAAUUCCGAGUAUCCGAAAAUCCGAUCACCCCACCUUCAACCUCAUCAGCCCUCGGCCGAGAUCCAGCAUGGGUUUAUCGCCCGUGGCCUCCUCACCCGACUCUCUCUUCCGCUUGUUUCUGGACAUCGGGGUCGGCCGAAGGACGGAGAAAUUCUACGUCCCACCUGCUUAUGGAUCCGGAGAAUCCAGCAGGCAAAAUAGUUCAGCAGCAGCAGCACCCGCAGCUUCAUCGUCCUACUCCUCGGGGUUACCGAGUCCCGGCGGAACAUCUUUGAGUUCUCUGUUUCGAAUUCCCGAAGAGGCCACAGCCACGGGAAACGAACGCGUGACAAAUCUUGAGCCGAGGGAUUUGGAGGCGGCUCCUCCUCUGGGGUUGCUUGCGGAGAUUCCGGAAUGGAGGAGUGCCGAGAGCCUCAGUGACAGUGGAACUCGUGCGGAGCACUCAGCUGCUGGUGAUUUAGCUCGACCUUCUGUAAAGGAUUACUACCCCGUCCCCGAUUCGGAACAGACGAGCCCGGGACCUCCACCACCAUCUUCACAGGAGAGGAGAAAAUUACACAAAUGCAACACAGCGCCCGUUUUGAGCACCGUGGCUGUAACAUCACACAAUGAGUCCAAGGCAGAUCCUUCUGAAAUUUUCAACAGACGAGAACCUCGCGACAUCACAGCGUGGGGCGUUGUGUGGCAAGCUGCAGUAGGGUUGUUGGUGUACCUGUUUGUGGGCGUGCUGAUUUAUUGCUGGAGGAAAGAUGAGUUCAAAGGAGUCGAGACAGUUGGCGUCAUCGACGCCAUCUACUUCUGUAUAGUGACCAUGUGUACAAUCGGAUAUGGAGACAUAACUCCUAUCACCCCCUUGGCGAAGAUGCUCUCUUGUUGUCUGGUGCUCGUCGGGUUCGGAUUCAUCGAUGCUCUCAUGAGCGGAAUGGUCACAUUUGUGCUCAACCGCCAAGAAAGCCUUCUGAUGAAUGUUGUCAAGGAUGGGCAUCAUAACACGGCGAAGAGUUAUGUACUCAAUGAGCAGAAACAGACUUUGCGCAUUCGAUUGAAGGUGUUGUUAGCCGUCGGCACCGUACUUGGUAGUUUGGCAGUCGGGACAGUGUUUCUCCAUUACUUCGAGAGGAUGUCCUGGAUCGACUCGGUCUACGUCACUUGUAUAUCAAUCACGACUGUGGGCUAUGGGGAUUUCUCGUUUCAAACGAUGUGGGGAAGACUGUUUGCGGCUGUUUGGCUUCUGCUGAGCACGUUGGGAGUGGCGCGAGCCUUUCUCUUUCUGGCCGAGGCAAGGGUGCAGAGGAGGCACCGCCAUUUCGCCAGAAAAAUGCUGCGGACGAAGAUGUCGCCUUACGAUGUCAUUGCCGCAGACAUUGACAACGAUGGACAUGUCAGUGUCGCCGAGUACGUGGUUUACAAGCUGAAGGCUAUGAAGAAGAUCAACGACAGAGACAUUGUCGACAUCGUCAACCAGUUCAAUGAUCUGGACACUGCGGGGGUAGGCAAAAUCACGAUGACUCGAUUGCUUGAAGCAGAAAGUACGGAUUACAAGGAAUAGAUAUUUGCGGUCCCAAACGCAGGUUUGUUAUUCUUGAGGAUGGAUGGUUGCACGACGUCUCUCCAUCAAUGGCCAAAUCUUCUCGAUGUCGAAUUCCACCCAGAAGCAAAAGCGAGCAGGACGGCAACGCAGAGCAUGGCCAAGUUUCUAAUUCACAUUAUUCUGGACAGUUGAAAAUUGAAGGACCCCCGUACCCACCAAACCUAUAUGCCCAAUCUUGCAGAUACGUCCAGCAGAGCUAAUUUUUUCGAUGGAAGGCUGGCUCAAUCAAGCUCGUAUUGGCCAGUGUUGACCCCAACAACAGGAUUGUAUAAUACUUUAAAGCGUACUCGUUGAAAUCGACAGCCUUUGGGAGUCAAUGACCGGUGGGAUACUCACCCUGUGAAGAGGAGUGCUGUGGUACAAAACGCUAAUACUCUACUCAGCACUAGAGGCUAGACUUACAAGUAGAAAUUUGGUCCCAAACAGACCGGGGUCUGUCGCACGAAUUAUAUCAAUUCUUUGUGAUAUGAGAGAUAUUUGUACAGCAAAGUUCAAUACCUCGCACCUAAUACAAUUUAUGGC
Messenger RNA from Marchantia polymorpha subsp. ruderalis, 3507 nucleotides. NCBI's taxonomy places the organism in Eukaryota, Viridiplantae, Streptophyta, Marchantiopsida, Marchantiales, Marchantiaceae. The record is from the annotation of a GenBank genome assembly.